Zootermopsis nevadensis is the source of this 7359-nucleotide messenger RNA. RefSeq names its product Glycerol kinase 2 (gene Gk2). The record is from RefSeq and is a predicted model, not a curated record. Gene Ontology annotation, cellular component: mitochondrion. Gene Ontology annotation, biological process: glycerol metabolic process; glycerol-3-phosphate biosynthetic process; triglyceride metabolic process. Gene Ontology annotation, molecular function: glycerol kinase activity. Lineage: Eukaryota; Metazoa; Arthropoda; Insecta; Blattodea; Termopsidae.
UAUUGAGGUCAGUAAAAAACUUCCAGAGUUUCACUGUAAUCUGCCGCAAACCGCUUGUGGCUAGCUCAAUUUGUUUGCGAGCCACAAUUUUUCAAAACCCCGAAGGGACUUUAUGGACACACUGUACAUAAUUAUUGGUUGAAGCAAGUCAGUUAUUUAAAUAUUUUAUUUGCAGAGAACAAUUUGCAAGAGCAUAAGACCACUCUUUACUGAACAAAAAAGUGAACUCUGAAAAUUCUGCCAAAUGAUGUGCCAAGAAUGUAAAAUGUGCUGUGAAGGUCAUUUUGGUAUCCUGACCAAAACCACUGUCACCUUCAUUUUUGAACCAUUUAAACAUAUGAUGAUUUUAGAAAGGUAAACAAGGGAACUAUCAGAAGUGGUAUUUUUAAAGAAAAAAUACUACAUCAGAUAGCCUAUGCUAGCUGCUUACAACUAUGAAUGUCAGUGAAAUGCGCAGUAUUAUGAAACAGAGAUAUUGAUGGAGACAGAUUUUUCACUCCAUUACAGACUGACAUGAGUAUGGGAAUUUCUGUGGUCCAGUAUUAAUCAAAGGCUGUGCUUAAUAUGUUCAUAGUCCAUUUUCAGUUAAAAUGUUGGAGCCUCAUUAGCAAAACAAACAUAGAAAAUGAAACAAAUGGAAUUGAAAAGUUUUAAUGUCUUUAUUUUUCAUCAAAGAGGAAAUUACAAACCCUUGUGCAUAGGCUAAAGAUUCUGCUCUUUAUUUUAAAUAAGUUUCUCUUGGGUCUUCAUUAUAUUAGUGCUCAGACUGUCCUGUAUCAUUGGUUUAAUUUGUCAUUGCUGUAAUAGUUGUUCCAUAUUUGUCAUCAGUUGUAAAGGUGGAAUGUGUGAAAAGUUACUUCUGUUAUAAAACAUUGUGAGUUUUCUACUUCCCUUCUGUUCAAGGUAGUUCAUGUUUCCAUUAUGAAACAUUAUUAAUACUGGGCUUUGAAUUCAUCAAUAGCACAUUGGUUUAGUAUUAAGAUUGAAUUAAGUACAUUGUCUGUUACUACUGCAUUUGUUCAAAGAAAUUUCAUGUAAAUAUCAGAAGAGGCAAAACACAGCAGGACAGAACAUUUGUUGUUCACACAUUCUUGAUACAGAUCUUGUUUAUUAGUUGAGAUGAACUGGAAUGUACAGUUUAAAUAUUAAUUUGUAUAAUUAUCACACAUAAAAUUGUGGUCACAUUAUUCUUAGAAGAGAUAUGAGAGGUUAGGUUAAACAUUAAUUUGAAUCAUUCUCAUGUACAAGCUUUUGGUCACAAUAUUUUAAGAAGUGUAUGAGGACUGUACCAGUUAAUAAGCUGCACUUCAUUAUGAAGUUGAUUCAUUGAACACUUUUGGUUAAUUCCAGUUAAUUCUAGUUUAUUUCUUUUUUAUGAAAUAAGCACAUAAAUUUUAUUAAUUUGUGUUGCCUUCCCUGUGUUCAUGUCUAACAAGCAUGUGAUGUGGUGCAAUGUUGUUUUGUAAUGUUUACCUGUAUUAGGGCAGGCUGUGCUGAUGAACAAAUGCUGAGUCAUUGUUAUUUGACAUGCAAAAGUUGAUUGUUCUCUUUGAGUAGGUACUUAGAAAUACAAAAAUUCUCGCCUUUUCAAGAAUUCACCAUGAAGGAUGAAUUGGAAGAAAAUUUUGUGCUAUUCUUGAUACAGCCUAUCCAAUAAAAGUCAUUUGUAUAAGUUUAGCUAUUUCUUCCUAUCUUGUAUGGUUUUGUUUGUAUCCAACAUUUUUUCUCAAACCAAAUAAUUUCAAUACUUGAAAUCUGUAUGUGCAAUUAAUUAAUUUCCCAAGUGAAUUAUCUUAAUAACAUAUUCAUAUUUAUAUGGUUAUUACAAAUGAAGGAAAUAAAAUAAUUGGUGUAAAAAUACAGUUUUUGGCCAUGAAUGACUUUCCACAUUGUAUUGUAUAAUCUACCAUUUGCUAAUAAUGGGGAGCAAAUUAAAUUAUUUUCUUACCUUUUGAUUUAUCACCUCUUCUUCACCACUGGGAGUAUCCUACACAGAAACUGCUCAGUUCAGUAUUAGGUUUCCUCUUGAAAUUGCUCUUCAGUUUGAGCCUUUGCUACCAUAGCCUCUCUUCAUGUGUUGUUUUCUGAUGCUGUCUGCUCCCAGUUAACAGCUCCCACUAACCACUGUAUUUUUGUUGUCUUAUCAUAUCCAUGUCCCUCAGGCAUAUUAAGAAUUUUUAAGCUUUCUUUCUUAUAUUAUUAUCAUCUCAUCUCAAUGAAGAAACUUCAAUUAUACUGUAAAUAUUUGAGUCUUUAAAUGUUGAAUAUAACUUCAUUAUUUCAAGACCAGUAGCCAUUUUCAUUUCUCCUAGAUUUUAGAAUCACUACUGAUGACUGGCUGUGAAAAGAUAGAAUUCCGUGGGAUACAGUAACAUUCUGUUAACUGUAGGUUGUGGAUGUAACACCACCCACUUACAGAACCUUGUGGUCUUUGGUAAUGUGCCGAUAAUAGAUGUUGGCCACCAUGGAAAUGUAUUUAAUUGGAGGCUAGGGGUACCAUAAUUUCAUGUAUUGUAUAUUCAGGACCUCAUAGACUUCAAUCAAUGCAAAUCAUAACAAGUACCAUAAUUUUCUGUAAAUCAGUCUGAGGCAGUUGGUUGAAGUCCAUGAUUACAACAGCAAGCCAUUGCACUUUCAAUUAAUGUUAUGGAGAGAGAAAAACAGCAAUGUUAAGUUCAAGCACAAAUGUUUUGCAGGAGAAUUAUUUGUUAUUUAGAGUUUCUAAACCUGCUCAUGUUUCAAUUGAGUAUGCCAGCUACAACUACUUAUAGUGAAGAAAAUCUUUGAAUCUGUUUUAAAUAGAGCUCAUUCACAUGAGCAACUUGUAACAGGUUUAUGAUGUUUUUAUUGUAAUAUUUGUGAGAUAAUGGUAGUUUGUAACCUAUUGAUAACAUUGGUCCAGUUCAAGGAUUCUUAUGGCAAGUAAUGUGAUAUGCAAAGAUAUAGCAGACCUAUACAAUACCUGUAUAUUAAGUAUCCUGUCAUAAAAGGUGGGCCUUUUGUCUUUAAAUGCAACUUUAUUGAUCCAAACCUAAAAUUUAUUUAUUUUACAGGUUGGCAAAUAUUUAAGAAUCUAUGCAUAAUGUUUAUGUUAGUAUCAUUAAUCUAAUGCAAGAUGUGUUCUCUAAAAUAUUUGAUUAAAUUGUAAAUUAUUUACUUCAAUCUUCUUAAUGGACAGUGACAAAUUUCUUGUGUUUACAACAUUUUCAAUAGGUAAGGUUCAUAAUUAAAUACAAAUGGCCUAAAUAAAGAUAAAUCUCACUGCUCCAUUUGUAUGAAAGAUUUCAAACUGUUCAGUUUUUUGACAGAGUUACAGGAGAUGUUUGGUAAAGCAGAGCCUUUCAGCUUCACAGUCCCAAGAGCCAUAAGUUACUACUAACUCACAGGAUAAAGAAUAUCAGAAUAAAAAGAAUACUCCAAAGUGAUAAAUCUAUUAAUAAAAAAUGUACAUGUGAUCAUUCAUUAUGCAAUACUGGUGUGCAUGUAUUUAUAUAAUAAAUGUAAUAUGCACAUAAUAAUACUGUAAGGAUAUGAAAUUCUUGGAGUUGAAACUGGUUUAUAUGCUGUAUUGUGUUUGUAUGAAUCAUACAUGGACAAUGCAUAGAUCAUUUAUAAAUUAAAUGUGAUAGUUAUGAGAUCAUGAGUUGGCACUUUGUGAAUAUUACAUGUGUUAGAGAAAGCAUGUGUAAUUGAACAUGGGUAUUUUUUACACAACUCUGUACUUUUCAGUUAUGUGUGUUGUUUUGUUUUCAUGUAUCUUUGCACAUUUUUGCAUUAAUAAGACUGCUUAGUGUUGUAUGAUGGUGAUAAAUGUAAUAUAGUGCAAUAUUUGGUAGGUAAUAGUUUGUUAUUAUUGAAGUAUAUAGAGUAAUACUUAUUUUUGUUUUAUUCUGCAUUGAAACUAUGUAUGGUGGUUGAAUAUAAAAUUGUGUAGUGCUGGUUGUAUCAUGUUAAUAUUAAAUUCAGGCAGAAAUUAGCAGUCAAGAUCAAUGCAGAUUUCUGUGUUAUGAUUCCACCUUUGUUAGUUUUGCCGUUAACAAGUAAAGCAACAAAUCAUGCAAUUGUGAAUUAUGAGCCAUCAGAGUAGGAUGCUCUUUAGCCAAUUAAAUGAUGGUGGGUGAAACAACAAGCAUUGCAAGGAUGUGCAAGUUGCACAUUUAUCCACUUUCCAUCUAACUGAGAGUGGGCAGAGACAAGAUGUUUGAAGAUGGCUGUCUUCUGGGUUGUGCUGUGUAGUCUGGAAGAAGUUUACCAACGUUUCAGAGGUCCUUCCUACCUUCAUCAUCAGAGAGAUUGAAGGACAUUAAUUUUGGAGAUUUUGCUGUGCAAAACUACACGUUUUUUUUGCAGUGGUUUGUUCAAAUAACAGUUUAUGCCAGUGAUAUGUGAUCUUUUACAAUGCCUGUGUCAUCAAACUCCUCAAACAGGAAAGAGCCUUUGAUUGGAGCAAUCAUUGAGGGAACAGAGGAAGCUCGAUUUGUGGUAUAUAAAGCAGAGGACACCAGAGAAAUUGUCUCAUGCAGUGUACAGAUUACUCAGAUAUGUCCACAAGAAGGAUGGCUGGAACAUGACCCUGUGGAAAUACUACAAGCUGUUAGGGAGUGUGUCACGUGUGGUGUUGAAAAUCUGGAAAAACUCAGCUAUGGUGUUGAAGAUAUUGUUGCAGUUGGAAUAUCUAAUCAGCGUGAAACUACCAUUGCAUGGGAUGUAAUCACUGGAGAGCCACUGUACAAUGCUGUUGUUUGGUCUGAUAUCCGAACUGACUCAACUGUUGACCAGAUUUUGGCAAAAGUACCAGAAAACAGUAAGAAUGCCUUAAUGCCUCUGUGUGGACUCCCAAUCAGUCCUUACUUCAGUGCUCUUAAAAUGCGAUGGCUUAUAGAUAAUGUUCCUGCCGUGCGAAGAGCGAUCAGAGAGCAGCGCUGUCGGUUUGGCACAGUGGACACAUGGCUUGUUUGGAACCUGACUGGUGGAAGGAAGGGAGGAUUGUUCAUAACUGAUGUCACAAAUGCUUCCAGAACUAUGCUGAUGAACAUAGAAACUCUCCAGUGGGAUCCAGUAUUGUGCAGAUAUUUCAACAUUGCAUCAAACUUAUUGCCAGAAAUUCGUAGUUCAUCUGAAAUAUAUGGUCACAUAAAAGAAGAUCCUCUGAAGGGAAUUCCCAUUUCAUCAAUUCUGGGCAAUCAACAAUCUUCACUCAUUGGUGAACGGUGUUUUAAAGAAGGUCAAGCUAAAAGCACAUACCGUAAAGGAUGUUUCCUUGUGUACAACACUGGAUUGUCUCGCGUUCAUUCCACACACGGCUUGGAGACUACGGUGGCAUACAAAAUGGGCAAGAAUAUACCAGCGGUGUAUGCUCUAGAAGGCUCUGUAGCUGUAGCUGGCAGUGCAUUGAAAUGGCUCAAGAACAACUUGAAUAUUUUGAAGGAAGUCAGUGAUUCAGAAAGUGCAGCAGCAGAUGUGCCAUCUACAGGAGAUGUGUAUUUUGUUCCAGCAUUUUCUGGCCUCUAUGCCCCAUACUGGCGUAAGGAUGCGCGAGGCAUUAUCUGUGGUCUGACUCAGUUUACAACCAGGAAUCACAUUAUUCGUGCUGCGCUGGAGGCAGUAUGCUUUCAAACGAGAGACAUUCUAGAAGCAAUGGCCAAGGACUGUGGUCAUCACCUGACCAAACUGCAAGUGGAUGGCAAGAUGACAGAAAAUAAGUUGUUGAUGCAACUGCAGGCAGACCUCUGUGGAAUUCCUGUUGAACAAACAUCUGCAUACGUCAGAAUGGAAGCUCUGGGAGUAGCAAUGGCUGCAGGCCAAGCUGAAGGGAUUGGUGUUUGGGAUUUGUAUAAGGAACCUGAGGUACCAGUUGUCCAUGACACCUUUAUUCCCACCACCACUCACGAAGAGAGAGAUGCCCGUUAUAGCAAGUGGAAAAUGGCUGUGAAAAGAAGUCUUGGUUGGGCUACUACCAAAAAGUCUCUUGCAAUGACAGAUGAACGAUAUCGUCUUCUGUCAUCUAUACCACCCAGCUGGUUUCUCAUCUCAAGCUUUGGUAUCCUUGUGAUUUCCAGUGAAUUGAAAAGGUGACACCAGUGAAGAAUGUAGAACUACACAACAGUGCUACUUAUGUGAUUAAAUUCUUGCUAAUUUAAAGAUGCAGAAGUAGCUUUGGUAUGAAAGAGCUCAAUAAGAAAUUUAAUUGUUCAUUCUACAUUGCUCUUACAAUAAGGCCUUUUAAAUCUUACAAUGUGAUGACCCAUAUAAGCAUCUGUGUUUUUUAUUAAUAGAACUGUCACUGUUUUAUCUUGAUUGGGGUGGUUUGUAGUAAUUGGUUGCGUGGUUAAAUGUAAAAGGUGAUAUUGAACACAUUUUACUUUGUACCAUGUAACUGAAUGUUUGCUUUUAUGAAUAAUGUAAUUUUAUUAUAGUUUAUAUUUGUAAUGUUUGCUUUAUCAUCAUAGUUUGCAUGUUUUCUCAUGUGUCUUAUUCUUUGUUCAUUUUCUGAAACAUUGAGGCAUUUCAGUUUGUUUUGUUGUAUGUGAUAGAAUAAAAUGUGGGCUGUGAGUCAAAUGUAUUUAGUCAUUAGUUUUACCUGAUUUGUAUGGUAUCAAGGGAAUCGUAAAACCAACUGAUGAUUUAUUGAUAUGUUAAUGUACUUUUUGUAGCUGUACCACAGCCAAGCUGAAUGUGAUUUAAUAAAUAAUAAUUUAUUGUGAUAUUAAAUAUUUACACAUAAACAGUUAAAAUUAAACAUGAUAUAACAGUCCUUUUAGUCCAUAUAAACUGGAGGGUGAACUGGUGUCUGUAAGUAUAUGGCAAUAAACUAGGCUGAAGUCAUCAUAAUACGGUGAAUUUAAAUCUUACAGCAAAGCAUUUAAGCAACUGGUCCUCUAAUAAUUAGCACCAUUGCUGAAGUUUAAUCACUUAUAUAUUUUGUGUUCAUUAAUGUUUAAUCUGAAAAUUGAACUGUGUAUCAUCAGGUUUCAUAAAUCUAUACUAAUGAGUAAUUUAGUAUCAGACACUGAUAAAGUCUAUUUAGAUUAAUCAUUAUUGUGUUUCAGCCACUAGUCACAAUAUGAAAGUACUGACACAUCAACUUUUAUUUAAAGUAUUUAGUUGAGAUAUGACUUUAAGCGUGUGCAUUGCAGAAAUGAUUAUUUGUCAGUAUUAUGCUUUGUCAGUUGCAUAGGUUAUAUGGUGUCGAACUUGGAUGACUGUGGCUGAUGGUUUUAGGAAGGAUCUGAAGAAAGUGCCUAUUUUAAGAUCCUGCCUUGAAAUAAGCCACAACUGCUUUAAUUACAGUUCGUUACUUCCCAUUUUAUUUUGUAUAACCUAUGUUAUUGAACAAGAAAAAUAAAUAAACUUAUCAAA